CGGGGCUGAGCCAUCUUCUCGGCGCAGUCUCCGGGGUCCCCACAAUCGCCGGCUCCCUGCCUCCUGGGCUGGGCAGAAGCAGCAUCCACCAUUACAGCCUCAGGCCUCAGCUCCUCAGACCCAUGGUGAGGUGGUCAGCUGGAGUAGCUAUGGGGGGAGGAGGGAAGUGAGAGAAGAGGCCCCCGUGGAGCCUAGAGUCCCUCAUGGCAUGAGACCUUACAUUAGACAGAGUGGUUUGAAUUUCACCUCUCCUGCCUUGCGGCUGUGUGGCUGUGGAGAAGUCGCUUAACCUCUCUGAAUCUCCAGUCAGAGGAGAAGUAAUGUUAGUAGCCACCUUCUUGGCUUUCUGAGAGGAUGACCUAAGACCAGCAAAUGCUGAUGAGUCUGGCCUGCUUUCUCUGCAGUUUGAGGCAAUGAGAAACGAGAGUGUCACACAUGUGCCACAGCCCCGGGGAUCCAGAAGCACCUGGCAGCUGAGACACACCCUGGGACGGGUUUGCAGCCUGGGUGGUCACGUGAGCUUCUCCCGCACCUGUCUCCCAGGGGUUUGAAGCAGAGGUCAGAUGUCAUGCUCCCCCUGAGGCUCUGGCUGCCCCUGGUCACACAGACCCGGGCUGAAUGCCAGUGUCGCCUCCCCCUGGCUGUGUCACUUCCUGUUUCCCGGUCUCUGGUGGGUGCCCAGCCACCUGCCUCUCUGCUUCUGGCCCGGCUACCGUGGGGGCCUUCUUAUCUGGGGCCUCAUUGUCUUCUGGGCAUUCGAGGGCUCCCAGCCUUGUCUAGCACUGACCUUCUAGCGUGACCAGAGGAGGGGAUCAGGGGUGAGUGAGGAGGAAUACACCUGACUCCUCAGUGCCUCGGCCAGGCCGGCCGGCCAGGGUUCUCCCCCUCCUUCCAGUCCAGCCCCGCUGAGCCAGGCUGGGGGCCUGAGCACUUGCAGCCCCGAUGCUAAUGGCCAGAUGGCCUCAGUGCCCGCAGGGCCGGGCGGCACCGUGGCCUCCGGCCCGCAGAUGCCUCAGCCUGGCACCAACAGGCCAGCCCGGAGCCAACGGGGCACUGGGGGAGGGGCGGCCGCCAGCCUGUGUGUCUGGGGGCUGAAUGCGUGCUACCGGCCAUGAGAGCAGUAUUUAUCCGGCCACGGGUGCUGUGCAGCGGGGCACGCCCUGAGACUUGUUGGUGUGCGUGAUUGUAUGUGUGCGUGUCUGUGGCAAGUCAACCACGUGCUCCCCUGCGUGGGCCCAGGACAGUGAUGCUUCUGAGCACCCCCUAUGUGCUGUCACUUGGAGCUGAGAAAGGCAGGGAUAGGGAAGGGCCCUGGGCCGGGGUCAGUCAGGGACCUCUCUGGGCACUGAACUCGUGGACCCCCUCCUAGCUACUGCUGGGGACUCAGAGGGUGUGGAGAAGGGGUGUUGGGAGUGGGUGCCUUGGGGCAGAGCCCGUGAGCGUCAGGAGGGUGUCCUCGGGGCCAGGCUGUGUCCCAGACCCUGGGCAUGAGACAGCAGCGAACGAAACAGCACACCCCCUGUGUUCCGGUGGCCGGGGAUCUCAUAGUGGGAACGGCAGCCAAGCCAACCCCAUGCAUGUCAUUGCUGUUAUUACCACCAUUAUCAGGUCACCGGUCGGUGCUUUGGGGUUACGGUGAGGACCUGGGUGAGGUGGUGCAGUCUCCCGAGGGUGCAGGAAGACCUCUGGAGAUGCUCCUAUGGCAUUGAAGCCAAGGACCGAAGGAGGUGAGGUGUCAGGAGGCUGUCUGGGAGGAACGUCCAGGACAGGCUUGAGGAACAACGUGGAGGCGGUGGGCUGUAGCCGAGUGAGUGAGGCGGAGGCGGGAGGUGGGUUCCGAGGGGUCCCGGGCUCCGCUCACGCAGGCCUUGCAAGUGCCAGCAGGGACUCUGGCUUUGAGCGGAGGACGGACAGGCGCCCCCACCGCGGCUGCCUCUGGACUGGGGUUGGGGCAGGAGCAUCAGGGUUGGCGAGGUGGCCGCCAUACUGGUCCGGGUGGGUGAUGAUGGGGACUCGGGCCACGGAGGCGGGAGAAGAGGCAGGAUCCCAAAUAGAUUUUGAAGUCAGAGCCUUUGGGGUGGGACCAAGACGAGUUGAGGAUGAAUCCAAGGUUUUUGACCGGAGCUGCUGGGAGGACGGAGUGUCACUUUUCCAAGCCGAGAGGGAGGAUAAGGAGCCGGCUUAGGAGGGGAAAUGGAGAGUCCGGUGAUGGGAGACGCCCCACCCGGAGCCGGCCUGGGGGCGAGCCAGGGCCCCCCCACCCCCGGGAUGACCUCGGCCGGCAGGGCCAACCCCUACAGUAUCGUGUCAUCAGAGGAGGACGGGCUGCACCUGGUCACCAUGUCGGGCGCCAACGGCUUCGGCAACGGCAAGGUGCACACGCGGCGCAGGUGCCGAAACCGCUUCGUCAAGAAGAACGGCCAGUGCAACAUUGAGUUCGCCAACAUGGAUGAGAAGUCGCAGCGCUACCUGGCCGACAUGUUCACCACAUGCGUGGACAUCCGCUGGCGCUACAUGCUGCUCAUCUUCUCGCUGGCCUUCCUCGCCUCCUGGCUCCUGUUCGGUGUCAUCUUCUGGGUCAUUGCCGUGGCCCACGGCGACCUGGAGCCGGCAGAGGGCCGCGGCCGCACGCCCUGCGUGAUGCAGGUCCACGGCUUCAUGGCGGCCUUCCUCUUCUCCAUCGAGACGCAGACCACCAUCGGCUACGGGCUGCGCUGUGUGACGGAGGAGUGCCCCGUGGCCGUCUUCAUGGUGGUGGCGCAGUCCAUCGUGGGCUGCAUCAUCGACUCCUUCAUGAUCGGCGCCAUCAUGGCCAAGAUGGCUCGGCCCAAGAAGCGGGCACAGACGCUGCUGUUCAGUCACAACGCCGUGGUGGCCCUGCGCGACGGCAAGCUCUGCCUCAUGUGGCGCGUGGGCAACCUGCGUAAGAGCCACAUCGUGGAGGCCCACGUGCGGGCCCAGCUCAUCAAGCCGAGGGUCACCGAGGAGGGCGAGUACAUCCCGCUGGACCAGAUCGACAUCGACGUCGGCUUUGACAAGGGCCUCGACCGCAUCUUCCUCGUGUCACCCAUCACCAUCCUGCAUGAGAUCGACGAGGCCAGCCCGCUGUUUGGCAUCAGCCGGCAGGACCUGGAGACGGAUGACUUCGAGAUCGUGGUCAUCCUGGAGGGCAUGGUGGAGGCCACGGCCAUGACCACGCAGGCCCGCAGCUCCUACCUGGCCAACGAGAUCCUGUGGGGCCACCGCUUUGAGCCUGUCCUCUUUGAGGAGAAGAACCAGUACAAGAUCGACUACUCCCACUUCCACAAGACCUACGAGGUGCCCUCCACACCCCGCUGCAGCGCCAAGGACCUGGUGGAGAACAAAUUCCUGCUUCCCAGUGCCAACUCCUUCUGUUACGAGAACGAGCUGGCCUUUCUGAGCCGUGAUGAGGAGGACGAGGCAGACGGAGACCAGGAUGGCCGCAGCCCCCAGGCCCGGCAUGACUUUGAUAGACCCCAGGCCGGUGGCGGCGGCGGCGGCGGCCUCGAGCAGCGGCCCUACAGACGGGAAUCAGAGAUCUGAGCCGCCAUCGGCCAACGUGCAGCAUCCGCCCCGCCAGGGAGAGGCCCGGCGUCCCGCAAGGGCCCCGGGUUUGAGCAGAACGGGCCAGGUGCCCCGGUUGCAGACUCAGUAGCGUUUUAGAUGUUUUAUGUUUCUUCACAGUGGCCUGGCAAGGUUGGCGGGAGAGUGGGCGGCCAGUGGGCUGCCCCUGGCCUCAGGGGCCAGAGCAGGUGCAGGGACAGGGAGGUGGCCUCUCGGGGUCCAGGCCAGGAGCCGGGGGCUUCUGCCUGAGGCUAGAACUGCAGCCUGCCUGGAAACGGCUCCACAGCCACCCAGCCUCUGUGGGCGAAGGCUGGCAGGCUGCAGUGCGCCUCGCUGGUUUUUAACUUGGGGAGAAACACCAGUUUUGGCUUUCUCAACCUUAGCUUGAGUAAGACUGUUUACAAAAAAAAAUAAUAAUAAUAACACGUGAUUGAAAACAAUUUACUUUGUGGGGGUUAUAAGAAAGGACAGUUAGAAUCCCACUAGUCUGCUGAGAUGGAAGCAGUCAGAUGGAGGCUCCACGAGGUUCCCUGAGGCUGAACAGGCCUCUCCUCUGCGAAGGCGGGUGUGUGCCGGGCGGCGCAUCCGCAAGGGCGAGCGCGGUGCUCACCCGUGGUUCUUCGUGCUCACGGGCGCGUUAGAUGACGUUUGCGAUAGAAAACCAAGACCAUGUGAAUGAUCGUAAUAAAAGCUUUCCGGUAGAGGUGGGGGUAGGGGCUGGGAAAAAACCAGUCUGAGCUUUUUGAGUUUGACUUUUGUACCUUAGAGGUGCGUCUCAGGGCUGGAUAUGGGAUCUGCCUGCCGUGGAGGGUCCGCUCUCCCCCCACCCGCCAGAUUUUCCUGUUUUACUUUUCUCUCCUUUUCUGCCCAGUAGCCCCCACCCCUUCCACAGUGAGGGAUACUUGGAAAACGUUGGAGGAGAUGGCCCCGUGGGAAGGGAGGCCGGGUUCCCAGACUACAAGGAAGCAGAUCAGCCCCGUUCCCACGGGACCCCAGUGAGUCGUGCCUUAGAGACCCGGGUGGGCCAGCUCCGGUUGUUUCUGUUCUUAUCGGACUCGCCCCUCCUCCCAGCCGCCCCUGACUCCACCGUGAAGUCCCCACCAGCCUGUCUGCAGAGGCUGGGCUGUCCUGGUGCUCUCUGCACGCCUGGGGCAGCACGGGCUGUACUCUGCUGCUGAACGGCAGAGGAAUCGUCUUAGAAAAGGUGUGGCAUCGUCAGCAGAGAUGACUGGGGGUGGCACGUGCAACCAGGCACCCUCGUCAGGAAGGGGUUUGGGGCACUGGGCUCUGUUGGCCCAGAGCAGGCCCCUGGACCAGGAGCCGCCCAGUGUGGGCUUGCUCUUGGUGGAGGACACGGAUGGCAGAGAUGGAGCUGGGGCCCUUUCCAGGACAGCUGAGAAUGUUGUCCUCCCAAAUAACCAGGCCUGGAAGGAAGUCCUUAAUUAGAAAGCCCAUGUGUGUCUCCCCAGCCUGCCUGUCUAGGCCACUCCAAUCCGCGUCCCCCAAGACAGCCAGGCACCGAGGACUCUGGCCCAAGUGGGGAAACAGGUAGGGUGCAAGGUCACCCAGUGAGUGGAUGGGUCCUGGGAGGCAGGGAGAGGCCGGGGGGGGGGU
Molecule: messenger RNA, 5199 nt
Organism: Prionailurus viverrinus (fishing cat)
Lineage: Eukaryota; Metazoa; Chordata; Mammalia; Carnivora; Felidae
Gene: KCNJ12
Product: potassium inwardly rectifying channel subfamily J member 12
Exons: 2
Coding region: 2194-3564 (456 amino acids)
Biological process (GO): regulation of monoatomic ion transmembrane transport; potassium ion import across plasma membrane
Cellular component (GO): plasma membrane
Molecular function (GO): inward rectifier potassium channel activity
Source: RefSeq, a predicted model, not a curated record